Enterobius vermicularis (human pinworm) is the source of this 2763-nucleotide messenger RNA. The record is from the annotation of a GenBank genome assembly. Lineage: Eukaryota; Metazoa; Nematoda; Chromadorea; Rhabditida; Oxyuridae.
ACUUGCAUGCCUCUGAAGCGGGUUACUCUCAGUGGUCGUCUGGCUCAGUAUGAAGGCGAUAAACCGGAGUCGGUAUUACUUUUACUUGUCAAAGGGUGCUUUGCCAUGGCAAUUGAUGUCGCAGUAGCCCUGGGUGCUGCAUUAUUCACUUAUAAGGUUUUUAUGGCAAGUUUAGCUCCGACUUACGCCAGAGGAUUUUAUUGCUAUGAGGUUGAAAGUCUCAGUCAACCGUUUAAACCAAAUACUGUGUCGUCUAAAUUAGUACUGGUUGUAUCUUUAGCAUUUCCAUUUUUUAUGAUGCUCUUUAUUGAGGCAAUCUUCUUCUAUUACUCGAAAGGCGUAAACCGCAUGAGAAAAUGGUUUUUCUCUUCGACAUUCAUUUAUUUUGAAUAUCUGUGCUUUUACACAUUGACGAAUUUGUCGAUUGAGGGUUUGAAAUUUGCGUUUGCGCGUCUUAGGCCUCAUUACCUAUCAGUAUGCAAACCUGACUGGAGCUUGAUCAAUUGUACCGAUCCCGCAACUUACAUUCCGAGUGUCAACUGUACCGGAACGAAUGCACGUAGAAUCAAUAUCGGGAGGCAGAGUUUUCCAAGCGGACAUUCUGGAGUUUCCGUUUUCUUCCUAGUCUUUAUGUAUUUUUACCUGACAGGUCUACUACAUGCUUCAAAGCUUCAUAUUUUCCGCCAGUUAAGACGCGUUAUUAUUGUAGUAUUAAGUUUGUGGACAGCGUUUGUUGCAGUCACACGUGUUACAGACUGCUGGCAUUAUCCCAGUGACGUUUUUGGAGGCUCAGUGAUUGGGAUAAUUUGCAGUUACAUUCCAUUUAUUUGGAAAAAUAAUGACUUCCAGUACAACAGACGUUUUAUCAAGCAUCUUCAUGCUCAAAAGUCAAAACCCGGUGGCUUACCUCUAGAUUUCCGCAAUGACGAAGCUUCAGUUUCUGAAACUGAACGGGAGUCUCCCAUAUAUCUUGUUCAACCCGAGGAUCUUAUCAAUAAAUCAGUUGUUGAGACGCGAGUACGUUCUAAAACUAGCGAGAGCGAAAGGUCGUCCGCAGUAGGUUCAGCAAAAUGUACGAACGUUUUGGUUGCAGGUACGAUAGCUUCUGAUGAAGGAAAACAAGAACCUGAUUUUCUGCAAUUUCGAAAAGUCCCAUCUACAGUAGAGCUUCAGAAGUCUUUAACAGUAAAAUUGGUACAAGAAAAUACAGAAGUUAUUGAUCCAAGUCUAGCAGCGUAUGCAAAAUUUGAAUCUACGGAUCCAUCACAUUGUCGAACUUUGCUGGUGUUUUUUCCAUUCGCGGAACCUCUUUCCGAUGAACUCAAUGGUUGUGCACUUCACAUAAACGUUUACCCACGAACUUGUAUUUUAGAUCUUAUUGGAUUGUGCUGCUAUGUUUACAUGCGCAGUAGGCGUAAACCAGAAAUAAGUGACCCUUCGGGGUUUCAAAUGUUGAUGGCUGAAGAUAAUGGAGAAGUUGAUUAUGAUUUACCCGCUAUUGAUGGUCAUCGGUUGCUUUCAGAGUUGGGGUCUUGUUGGUCUACCGUAGCAAUCGUUCCCCGCUCAUCAACAACCGGAGGUUUUCCGGAAACAACGAGAAUAGUUGUAUAUACGGUGAACGGAGCAGAAUAUGAAUUCUUUUUGGAGUCCUUAGAUGUUUCGCUCAAAUGGUUGCGUGACGAAACACUGAGAAGAAGAAAGGAAAGGGAAGGGGACGGGUUUAUUUCUGAAUACCCAGCACUGCAAGAGUAUGUGUUGGAAGCAGUACAUCGGCCGAACAUCUCAUUAAAUUUGGAUGUUACCAUUGGAAGUACCGCAUACACAGAUUUUUUAAUGCUGAGGAAAAACAGUAAGCUUACACUACCGGCCUUUUUUCGCUCACGAGGAAACUUCCGUUUGCCUUUAGAUGUUGAAUAUGAACCAGGCUCACCGCUUUUAACACCGAUGGCAUCAUCUAGUGGUCAUCAUAGUCCUCGAUUUGGCUCAUUUGGCCAGUUCUUUUGCGGUGCUUCUGCUGAUAAUGGUUCCAUGUUUUCCUUAACUCCUGAUAAAGUGAAUGUUGGAAUGGUGAUAGAGGAGUUUCAAGUUGAAAGGCUGCAUCGCUACAAACCAAAAUCUGCAGCUAAAUUAUAUCUCUGCAAGGACGGACUUGAGUUAAAGCCUGAUUUGACCGACCGAAGACGGAGUGUAAUUUUUCCAGUUACUUUUGAGAAACCUUUGGCAGUUCUAUGGAACUGUGUGGGAACUGUUGAGCUCACGGACCAUUAUGGAGGUAAAAGAACCUUGAAAAUAGUUUGGGUUCCACCGCUGGAAACAAAUAACCGUUCAACAAAAAAUAGUCUCUCCUUAUAUCCAUCAAGUUCAAUCUCGAGCCGGACUGAUUCAAAUGAAUCGGUAGAGACCGAAGAAACGGCUAAGCAACAGUUUUCUGUCAUUAGUGAAAAAUCACAGUGGAAAACGUUAAAUUUAGAGUUUGCUACGGAAGACGCAUAUAGUUUCCUUGCCAAGGCUAAUGAGAUUCUUGAUGCCCGUCAACCGCAGACGAGGUCGGUGUAUAGGUUGUCUGCUGGAGGUAAACGAAAGCCUUCUGCGGCUUUAGAAGCGGUAGUGGGUCCAUCGGCAAGGAAAUCUUCAACUUUAAAACUCGGUCAAAGACUUUCUACUGGGAAGCGUUCUCCUGUUCAGAAAUUUAGGAACAAUAAGAUCUCUAGAUUGGCUGUGAGUAUUCAGAAAAUUUGGAAUAGAGAUCAUGCGCAUGACUAA